This is a messenger RNA of Plasmodium malariae, 2757 nucleotides long. RefSeq names its product GDP dissociation inhibitor, putative. The record is from RefSeq and is a predicted model, not a curated record. NCBI's taxonomy places the organism in Eukaryota, Apicomplexa, Aconoidasida, Haemosporida, Plasmodiidae. Gene Ontology annotation, molecular function: GDP-dissociation inhibitor activity. The transcript has a single exon. Gene Ontology annotation, cellular component: cytosol; Rab-protein geranylgeranyltransferase complex; cytoplasm. Bases 1 to 2757 code for a protein of 918 amino acids. Gene Ontology annotation, biological process: vesicle-mediated transport; protein geranylgeranylation; small GTPase-mediated signal transduction.
AUGGAAGAUAGAGAAAUCACAACUUUCAACUGCGAUAUUUUAAUAUGUGGUACGAGUUUGUUGAAUAGUUUACUUUCUUCCUAUUUUUCCAUCAAUAAUUACAAAGUAAUAAAUAUUGACAAAAAUAAUUACUAUGGUGACGUUAACUGUUCUCUAAAUUUUAAUCAAUUUCAGGAACAGAAAGUAAACCUUGAAAACUUUUACGAAGAAUAUUUGCCUUUUUCAUCAAACAUACAGGAUGAGGUGGGCGGGGAAAAAAAAAAACUGAUGGAAGAAAUAAUUCAAAAUUAUUUUCAAUUAAAUAAUAAUAAAUUUAAUAUUGACUUAAACCCAAAGAUAUUAUACAAUGAAAGUAAUAUUGUCAGUUUGCUAGUUAGCCUAAAUGCCCAUACAUAUGUCAAUUUUGUAGGAAUACAGCACUUCUAUUUAACAUCUAAAAAGGACAACACAAACCAAACAAUUAUCACUAAUUCAGAAAAAACACAAGUUAGUAAUACUCAAAAAGAAAAACAUAAAAAUAAAACGGUAGAAAAUAUGAAUGAAACAUGUGUCCAUAGUCUUUCUACGAUAGAUGAUGAAAAAGAAGAUAAUCUAAUUUUGCUAAAAAUUCCUCUAAACAGAUCACAAGUUUUUUUAGACAAUAAUUUAAAUCUUAGUGAAAAAAGAAUGAUUAUGAAUUUUAUAUAUAAAAACAUUGUUCAUGAUAAGAAUUACACGUUUUCGAAUUUUUCUAACUAUAAUUUUGUAAAAAAGGCAAAUGUAACUCAACAAGAAUUUUUGCUGCAAAAUAAUGAAUCCGUAUCAAGUAAAAUAAUAAGGAAUACCGCAGAUAAUUACAUCUAUGAAAAAGGGAAAAAUGUAUGUAAUAAAAAGGAACCAUUUCAACAUGAAGAGCAAAUAGAAGAAAAAUGCUUGAAUGUCAGCAUUUGUGAAUUUUUGAAAUCAUAUAACAUUAAUGAUAAAAUAACUGAUUAUAUCAUUUACGGGAUUGGUUUAUUUGAUUUAGAAUUAGGAUAUAGAAAUGAUAGAAGCAUCUCGCAGUACUACUUGAGUGGUUAUACAAAGGAUAAAAUGUUUGUUAUGAAUAAAGGGGAGUUUUUACAACGCUUACACAUUUUAGUAAAUUCUUUAAAUAAAUUUAAAUUACAAAAUCUGUUUGAAAAUGCUUUUAUUUACCCAUCUUAUGGUUUAAAUGAUAUUAUAUAUGCAAUAUCAAGAGUAGCCAGUUUAAAUAAUUCUAUAUAUAUGAUUAAUAGAAAAAUAAAAAAUAUUAUACUUUCUGAUUUUUACAUUAACAAUGUUGGAAGAAUUGAGAAUAAUAAUAAUAAUAAUAAUAACACUUUUUCCUUUCACACAUCAUCAAAAAUAAAAGAAAUCGUCUUAGAUAAUGGCCAUAUAAUUAGACCCAAUUUUGUUAUAUCGUCCGGAUCCAAUAUAAAUUUCUACGAAAUGAAAAAGUACCUUUUUUGCAAAAAUAAAAGUAACAAAGCUCCUAGAAAAGAAAAAAUACAAAUUAAAACUAAUAGGUUAGUCGUCUUAAGUACUUACUCACUUAUUGGAAAAAAUGGCCUCUCCUUUUACAUACACAAACAACCAAAAAUGGAGCAACAACAAGAAAAAGAAGGAGGACAAAAAAAAAAAGAGUUCUAUAACAUGAAUUGCUCGGUACAUAUAUUACAACUAGAUCACAGUAGUGGUUCUUGUCCCUUGGGUUUUUUUUUAACGUACUUUACAUAUUUAGAAAUAGAAAAAAAGCAAAACCAAGCUUCUAACAUUUCAAAUAAUGGAAAAAAUGAGGAUACGAAAAAUCAGAAGCCUUUAAAUUUCAUGUUACUCUUUAAUGUCUUAAAAUUAUUUGUUAAAAAACAUAGAUUUAUUAGUAAUACAUCUGUUGACUCAUACUUACCCGUUAAAAUCCCAUUUGAUGAACAAAUUCUGAACAAAAUCGCGGACUUCUUUAGCACGCAGAAGACACAAAAUAUUAUUAGCAAAGAAGAAGUAAUCAAAGUGAGGGAAACCGAAAAUGAGGAAAACAAUCAGAAAAACAACCAGAAGAAUGACCUGAAAAGUGAAGUGAUAAAUAUGAAGCUCCAAAAGGAAAGUAUUAAAAAUGGCCCAAAACAGGAUGGAGGGAAUGAACGAAAACAAGCACAAUUUAAUGAGACAAAAAGGCAAUCCUCUAUAAAAGCCUUCAAUGACUUACUAACAAACGAAGGAAUCAUUUAUUAUGCAUAUUAUGAAUAUAAACCAGUAGUGUACAGAAAAGAUACUAUCAAAUUAAUUAAUCAAAAUGUACAGAACUAUAGAAAAAUAUUUGAAAAUAUAAAAAAGCUUAAGGAACAAAAUCAAAAACAAAAACUAGAACAAAAACAAGAGAUGUGUGAAAAUCAAAAAAAUGAAGUAAAUAAAAGAAAGGUUAAUUGUAAUAACAAUAGUGACAUAUCUGAAACUACAAACAAAACCAACGAAAACAAAGAUGCAAACAUACAUGAGCGAAAUAACAAUUGUAAUCUUUCUUACAGCAACCAACUUAUAGGGAUAGACGAAAAUAAAAACAUUUGCAACUUACUUUUUACAAAUGACAUCCACAAUUACCCCAUUUAUCCCCUAAUUGAAGAUAUUUCUAUGUUUUUUUAUAUUAUUAAUAAAAUUCAUAAUACUUUUUUUCAGUCACACCAUGGACAAACAAUAUAUGAUACAUAUACCGACGUAAUAAAAACAUUUUUUAAUAAUCGAACUGCACAUAACAGUUCUUAA